Molecule: messenger RNA, 2004 nt
Organism: Knipowitschia caucasica
Lineage: Eukaryota; Metazoa; Chordata; Actinopteri; Gobiiformes; Gobiidae
Source: the annotation of a GenBank genome assembly
AUGUGGCACCCGACGCUGGUGGCCGAGGCGCUCUUUGCCAUCUCCAACAUCUUCAGCUCCCUGCGGCUCAUCGCCCUCUUCACGGCCAACUCUCACCUGGGGCCUCUGCAGAUCUCUCUGGGACGGAUGCUCCUGGACAUCCUCAAGUUCCUCUUCAUCUACUGCCUGGUGCUGCUGGCCUUCGCCAACGGACUCAACCAGCUCUACUUCUACUACGAGAGCGACGGCGAGAACGGCUGCAAAGGCAUCCGCUGCAAGGAGCAGAACAACGCCUUCUCCACGCUUUUCGAGACGCUGCAGUCCUUGUUCUGGUCCAUCUUCGGCCUCAUCUCGCUCUACGUGACCAACGUGAAGCCGGACCAUGAGUUCACCGAGUUCGUGGGCAGCACCAUGUUCGGGACCUACAACAUCAUCUCUCUGGUGGUUCUGCUCAACAUGCUGAUCGCCAUGAUGAACAACUCCUACCAGCACAUCGCCGACCACGCCGACAAAGAGUGGAAAUUUGCUCGCACCAAAUUAUGGAUGAGUUACUUUGAAGAAGGCGGGACGCUGCCCUCACCGUUCAACAUCAUCCCCAGCCCCAAGUCCCUGUGCUACCUGCUCACGUGGGUCCAGACGCAUCUGCGGAGGCGCCCACACGGGACCAGGCUCAACACCUUCGAGAGUCUGGGGUUCCGUGCAGCUGAGAACGUCCGGUCGAACCAUGAAUACCAGGAAGUGUUGAAGAACUUGGUGAAACGUUACGUUGCGGCGAUGAUCCGCGACGCAAAGACGGAGGAAGGUCUGACGGAGGAAAACUUUAAGGAGCUGAAGCAGGACAUCUCCAGCUUCCGCUUCGAGGUCCUGGGCAUGAUGAGGGGCAAGUCUCCCGGUGGACGCCUCGGCAGCUCCACCAUGGCCUACCCGGGGAACUCCUUCAGAUACUCCCCCUACCUGCCCCCCGAGGAGACCCAGAACAGCCUGCACGUGUUCGAUAAGAGGACCAGCUUCUCCGAGGGCCCCACCACCACCACCUCCAACGGGUCCGCUGUGCUCCCCGUCCCAGAGAGGGAGGAGAGUCUGGGCCCCGGGAUCUUCCUGAGGCUGCAGAGGGCCAAGAGGAGCGAGAAGGUGGAGGUGGAGGGGAGACCCUUCCAUGGGGCCCCGAGGAUCAUAUUUCCAGCUGUGAGUGAAGGUCAGAAACCUCAGUGCGGGGCCCCCAUCACUCCAGGAGAGGCAGCCAGACCACACUCCCCCCUAACCCAGCAGAGGAGUCCCAAACCCAGCAGAGGAGUCCCAAACCCAGCAGAGGAGUCCCAAACCCAGCAGAGGAGUCACGAACCCAGCAGAGGAGUCACGAACCCAGCAGAGGAGUCACGAACCCAGCAGAGGAGUCACGAACCCAAGAUGAAGCUGCUGCUGACGGCCUGUUUGCUCUGGGUGCUCUGCCUGCACCAUGUGGAGUCUUCUGCCUACGACAAGAUCGUGGCCCACAGCCGAAUCCGGGCUCGGAAAGAGGGGCCCAACACGUGCGCUCUGCAGCAGGUCAUGGGAACCAAGAAGAAGUACUUCAGCACCUGCCGCAACUGGUACAAGGGCUCCAUCUGUGGCAAGAAGGCGACGGUGUUGUACGAGUGCUGCCCCGGCUACAUGAAGCUGGACAACAUGCGCGGCUGUCCUGCAGUGGCGCCCAUCGACCACGUUUAUGGCACCCUGGGUCUGGUGAGGGCCAGCUCCACGCAGACCUACGCUGACACUUCCAAACUGCGGCCUGAGAUCGAGGGGCCCGGAUCCUUCACCUUCUUCGCCCCCAGCAACGACGCCUGGGAGCUCCUGGAAGAUGACGUGAAGAAUAACCUGGUGAACAACGUGAACAUCGAGCUGUACAACGCCCUGCACUACCACAUGGCCAACAAGCGCUUCCUGACCAAGGACCUGAAGAACGGCAUGACCAUCACCUCCAUGUACCAGGACCUGGACCUCCACAUCAACCACUAUCCCAACGGGGAAAGGGUCGUUUAUUGA